CAAACGGCGUAAACAAGUCAGCUGAAUUCAUCGAAUAUUUCCGACAAUAUUGCCUCGUGGCUUCUGUCUCUUUUCCUCCAUUGCCUUCUGACCGCCACGACGUUUGAGACGCAGUUUGAAUACUGAACUCUCUUUUUUGCCUCUCGCCUCUCGCUGACCGACUCGGUUUCGAGUCCUCCUUGCUCCUACCUCCCGUCUCGAUGCGGCAUUGGAACGACUUGCACGAGAGCUUAGCUGCGCCCAGCCCGAUUGUGCCUACUGGUCCGCUGUUGUUGUCGAAACAUCACCACCAGAAACAUCUCUAUUAUACAAUGUCUGCCCCCAAACAACAGCUUCCGUUCUCUACAAACAGCACACAGCCCCUUCCACUUCCAUAUUCGGGUGGUUCUGAAGACCACAGCCAUCUUAAGACAGACCAGGGCGUGGCGGACUUGGUUCACCAUCUUCAGACUCAGACUGCUUCUUCUCCACCCGGUUCACUCUCUUCAGGUUCUCCUCCACCUACCGCUACUGGUGCUCGCGAGAUGUUCAAAGCUGGACACCGUCGUCUUCGACAAUUGGCCCAGCGCCAGAAGAAAGAUGCCCCCGACCCCGAGACCAAAGCCGAGGAGGACAGAGCGCAGCUCUCCGCCCUGCAGCGAGAAGGUCUCCUGCCUGCGUCCGCCGUCAAGAAGUCACACUCCAAGAAGGAGAGUGUCGAUUCCACACCGUCAGACUCAAAGUCUGUUUCACAUGCCAGCUGCAAGUCGAGUUCGCGGCGCGAUGUCGAGCGCAUCGGGCAGCCGUGGCUGGCUGAUCCGCUUGAAAGAUGCAUGGGUGAUCCGCUCAUGUCGUCGGGGCGUGUUACUUCGUUGGAUUUGAGUCACCUGAAUUUUUCUAUGAAUAGUGCUGUAGCUCAGGAGUCGGGGACGGAGGAUAAGAAGGCACUGCCGUUUCAGCCGUUGACUCUGCCGGAUUUUAUCGCUAGUGGGAGACGGGAUUCUGCACAGCAGGCGCUGGAUGGAUUGCUCGAACAGGCUGCUAAAGUCUUGCCAGCAGACAAUGCUUCUCCUUCCAACCAUGCGAACAAAGAGUCCAAACCUGCCAACCCAUCCGAGCCAAGCACGACUGAGCUAAAGAAACCCGAAAACACCGACUCGAAACCCAAGCCCGCCUCGAAGAACACCCUUAAGCUCUUCCCUGACCCCGUCCCGCCGCGAUUAUCGAGUAAAACAGCAUUGCGGUUAUCCAAGGUUCCGCCGGCGAAUGGCCCCCAGCGCGCACAGCAGAAACUCCCGACAUUGAACGAGACUUCGAAAUCGGCAUUACCGUCUCCCACCGCACAGCACGCCAAGGAUCAUCCGAAAGAGCCCAGGUCAGCUCCAGCAGCUACCAGUCAGUUCACCGGCAUCGAGCGAGAGAAGGCAACAGAGACGGAACAGCCCAAAGACAGACAGCCUCGUUACUCGGCUUUUCCUAUGAAUGCCAUAAACGCAUUUCCUCUGCCUGCACCCACGAGACCUUUGCCUUCGUUGCCCGAGGGUGUCACAACUGAUGCAAAGGCACCCAAGGAAAAGGGGCGUCCUAUCCGGAAUAUGUCCAGCCCUGUCCCUGAUUCGAACCCCCAUCUGACAGAAACUGCUCGCCAUCCCCCAAACCAACCUGCGAAAUGCGCAACACCUGAUCCGGCUCAGGAGCGGAACCGUGCGGGAGUCCCUGCACGUAGGGUGAAGGAAAUGGCGCAGCAUCUUGACGUGGCUGCUUCGAGGGGAGCCGAAAAGAGGUCGCGAUCGUUGGACGUCGCUCGUCCGGAGGAACCGAGGGGCCAUGCAAAGCAGAAUGUCAGGCGCAGCAUGGAGGUCACCCAGUGGGUUCAUAGGGAUGCUGUAACAGGUCCUUUGCCUACUCCACCACCGGAUUCUACCACACGCUCCAGUGGCAGGGCUGCACCUACGAGCCCGAAGUUGAAGUAUAGCGAGCCAGCAUUGGCGCCUGCGUUUCGCGCGAGUCAGAUACAGCGAAGCAACAGCUACCAGGAGCCGAUUCGGAACGAAAGGACGAGCUUUGAGCAGCACGACCUCCGCUCCGAAUACCCCAUCCCCUCUUCAGAUGAAGAAGGUAUCGCUCGCAACCCCUGGCCAAGCCAAGCACAGAAGAAGCGCCGACGAGCGAAACAGCAAAAACCAGUCGACCCCGCUGGGUCAACACAGCAGGUUCCUCGCAUUGAGAAGCCUGCACAACGUGAGUCCACGUCGCCGCAGAACUGCAGCAGCCGCAGCUUUGGCAGGUCGUCGCCCCUGUCCCAGGACUCCCAGUACACAUGUCACUCUCAUGACUCGAGCGUCAUAAGCAUCCUCGAAGGGCGCAUUGCACAGCUCGAACGACAGAAUAAGGUCCUCCAAGCCGCCCUCCUCGCAGCCCUGGACGUCGGUAAUAAGGGUAGCGCUGAGAGUCUCAUCAGCGGAACAGUCGCAUCCUUGCUAUCCGCACCGUCAGUUUCGUCGUCCAAGACAACGCCGCCGUCGAGCUAUGAUGAGCGAACGGAAAAGUCGAGGCGAAGGGAGACUUGGCUGGAUACCAGUAGCAGACGCAGUAGCAUCAAUUCCGCUGGUGAGGAUAUGGAUUUUGGAUGGUUGUCGGAUAAGUCGAGUGUAGACGAUUCACUCAGAGUGCCAUAAUAGUUGGCUCUGACGCUCUUUGUCUUUCCUUCUCUUUCAUUUGUAUAUCUAUGGUGGGUUUCAUGUAUAAUUAAUCGCGUUCAUUAUCUGUCAGCGUUGGGUUCUGUCGUUUUAUCACUCAUGCCCAUGAUACCAAUUUUGUUAGUUGCG
Messenger RNA from Aspergillus ruber CBS 135680, 2807 nucleotides. RefSeq lists its product as uncharacterized. The coding region runs from base 312 to 2657 and encodes 781 amino acids. NCBI's taxonomy places the organism in Eukaryota, Fungi, Ascomycota, Eurotiomycetes, Eurotiales, Aspergillaceae. The transcript has 2 exons. The record is from RefSeq and is a predicted model, not a curated record.